Messenger RNA from Cyphellophora europaea CBS 101466, 795 nucleotides. RefSeq lists its product as uncharacterized. Lineage: Eukaryota; Fungi; Ascomycota; Eurotiomycetes; Chaetothyriales; Cyphellophoraceae. The record is from RefSeq and is a predicted model, not a curated record. The transcript has 2 exons. Bases 1 to 795 code for a protein of 264 amino acids.
AUGACAAACACCAUCGUUCUCAUCACAGGCGCUAACACGGGCCUUGGGUUCCAAACUGUGAAAGCCUUGUGCCAGUCUUCGCGUUCAUACACCAUCCUUCUUGGGGGCCGCAAUAUCUCAAAAGCUGAGGCUGCUGCUAAAGAAGCACAAGAGCUCGCCAGCUCACCAGAGACGCGGGUUCAACCAGUCCAAAUCGAUAUCGAAGAUGACGAGUCAAUUGCUAGCUUGUUUAACUUCAUUACCGAGAAACACGGGCGAGUGGAUAUUCUCCUCAACAACGCAGGCGCCCAAUUCGACCAACAGCUCUCCGGCGGCGAGAUUUCCAUGCGAGAUAUGUGGAACAAGAGCUGGAACGUCAAUACAACGAGCACAUUCAUACUCACCAACACCUUCGUCCCUCUGCUUCUGAAAUCCUCCGAUCCGCGUCUCCUCUUCAUCGCCAGCGGCACAGCAACGCUAACCGAGCACGAGGAUCCUGCUAUCGCACUCAACAAGUCCCCCGACAAGGGCUGGCCCAAGCCCAUGCUCGGCAUCCCAGCUUAUCGAGCCAGCAAGACGGGCCUGAACAUGAUGAUGCGCGAGUGGACGCGGCUGCUCAAAGAAGAUGGGGUCAAGACGUGGUGUGUCUCUCCGGGAUUCCUUGCCACCGGGUUGGGCUUUGGUGCGGAGAAGCUGAAAGCAAUGGGAGCCAUGGACCCUGCUAUGGGCGCAGCCUUUGUCAAGGAUGUUGUAGAGGGUCAGAGAGACGAGGACGCGGGAAAAGUCAUCAGACGCGAUGGUAUCCAACCAUGGUAG